This is a messenger RNA of Suricata suricatta (meerkat), 2407 nucleotides long. RefSeq names its product serine/threonine-protein kinase LMTK1-like. Gene Ontology annotation, biological process: brain development; peptidyl-tyrosine autophosphorylation. NCBI's taxonomy places the organism in Eukaryota, Metazoa, Chordata, Mammalia, Carnivora, Herpestidae. The record is from RefSeq and is a predicted model, not a curated record. The annotation marks the transcript as partial. The transcript has 2 exons. Gene Ontology annotation, molecular function: protein tyrosine kinase activity.
GGCGCGCCCCCGGGCGUGGUGCCCGUGCUCAGCGCACACAGCCCCUCGGUGGGGAGCGAGUACUUCAUCCGGCUGGAGGAGCCCAUGCCCGCCGCUGGCCACGACCCCGACUGCGCCGGCUGCACCCUCAGCCCCCACGCCGUGGACCUGCUCCCCGAUGGUGGUGACCACGACAAUGACUCGUUGGCCAUGGAGCCGCUGCUGGGCCAUGUGCCACCCCCUGAGGGGUCCUGGGGCCGCGGUGACGACUACCCGCAUGGGAACCAUGCCCGGGACUCGUCCUGUCCACUGAGCUCGCCUUCACCGGGGACCUUCAUGCUGGCGGAGCCCAGGGAGGAGGACAGCAACUGGGGCCCAGCUGCCUUCUGCCCACCCUUCUUGGAGGACCCGCUAGGCACGUCCCCCUCCGGAAGCUCCGGGACCCGGCUGUCCCCAGGGGGGGAGGAGAAGGGGGCAGCCGAGGCCUGCAGAGCCGCCCAGCCCAGACACUGGUGUUCCAACGUGUCUGCCAACAACAACAGCGGCAGCCGGGGACCAGGCUCCUGGGACCCGGGACAAGUGGGUGGCUGCACGGACUGUGGGCCUCGCACAGAGCACACCUUACGAGCUGUCCCUGAGCUGGGCCGUCCCCUGGCCCCAGAGGACCCCAGAGAACCUCUCCUUGGGUCAGAGGGGGCCUCCUCUGGCCAGGAGCUAGGCCGCUGCUUUGGCAUCCCUCAUUUGUGUCCUGCUGAGGGCCUGGCACCGGCCAUCUGCCUGGUGACAUCCUCCCGGACAGAGGCAGCUAUGAGCCGGGCUACCAGCCCCCAGACCGAGCCCAGGCUUGCGGAGGAAGCGGAGGGCCCUGCCAGACCUCGACUCCCCUUUCCCUCGGUUCCAACCCCAUCCCAAGAGGCAGCCCCGCUUCCCGCCGAGGAGGCCAGUGCCCUCGACACCCUGCCCGCCUUGCCCAUGCCCGCCGGCAGCUGGGAGACUGCCGCUGAGGCGGCCCAGACCCUGGACAGUUCCGGCAGCUCCCCUGAGCUGGGGGCGCCCGUCAGUGAGGACGAGGACAUGACAGAGGCCACUUCUGGUGUCUUCACCGAUUUGUCCAGCGAUGGCCCGCUGGCCGAGAAGCCGGACAUGCCGCUGGCUUUCCGCUCUUUGCAGAAGCAGGUGGGGACCCCCGACUCCGUGGACUCCCUGGAUAUCCCAUCUUCAGCCAGUGAUGGCGGUGGCUAUGAGGUCUUCAGCCCGUCAGUGACUGGCACUCCCAGCGGGCAGCCCCGAGCCCUGGACAGCGGGUAUGACACAGAGAAUUACGAGUCCCCUGAGUUUGUGCUCAAGGAGGCACACGAGCCCUGUGAGCCCGAGGCCUGUAGGGAGCUGGUCUCCGAGGGCGAGAGCCCUGGGCCCGAGACUCCGCUCUCCACCUCCUUCGGCGGCCUUGGUGAGAAGAACCCCUACCGUGACUCAGCCUACUUUUCGGACCUGGAUGCGGAGCCUGACUGCACCGCAGGCCCCCGGGAGAAGGGAGCCGGUGGCCUGAGUGCCAGGCUAGAGCUGGACCUGGAGAACUCUGGGCUGCGGUCUGCACAGCCCUCCCUCGAGUCUGGGGUGGCUGGAGGGACCCAAGGCACUGGUCCCAGAGAGGUGCCACCACUGCUACCGCCGCUGCCACCGCCUGAGGACUUUUCUCCAGAGCCAGGCGCCUGCCCGGAGGGUCCCAGACUGGACCCUCCCUGGCCCCAGGGCCCUGCCCAAGAGCCUCCAGUGCCCAGCCCCGGAGGUUCCAAGGUUUUCCUGCUGACCCCGGUCCCGCUGAGCUCAGAGGGCCACCUCUCUGACCUCCAGGAGGCCCCAGUACUACCGUCCGGACCUGCCCAGCUGGAACGGACAGGGAGUCCUAGUGCCCCCAGGACCCCACUCUGCCUGGCCCUGCCGGGACAGCCUGCAGCCCCAGAGGGCCGGUCGGAGGAGGAGGAGGAGGACAGCGAGGAGAGCGAUGAAUCGGAUGAAGAGCUCCGCUGCUACAGCAUCCAGGAGCCCAGCGAGGAGAGCGAGGAGGAGGCACCUCCUGUGCCCGUGGUGGUGGCCGAGAGCCAGAGCGCGCGCAACCUGCGCAGUCUGCUCAAGAUGCCCAGCCUGUUGUCGGAGGCCUUCUGCGAGGACCUGGAGCGCAAGAAGAAAGCCGUGUCCUUCUUCGACGACGUCACCGUCUACCUCUUCGACCAGGAAAGCCCCACCCGGGAGCUCGGGGAGCCCUUCCCUGGCGCCAAGGAGUCGCCCCCCGUGUUCCUGGCGGGUGGCCCCCGCUCCCCCAGCGUCCCCGGCCGGCCCCGGCGGGCAGACCGCUCCUCCGACGGCUCCGCGGCGGAAAAGGGUGAGCUGGGGGCGGGGCGCUGGGCGCGGCGGGGCGGGGCCGCCG